This is a messenger RNA of Colletotrichum chrysophilum, 822 nucleotides long. RefSeq lists its product as uncharacterized. The transcript is spliced from 2 exons. NCBI's taxonomy places the organism in Eukaryota, Fungi, Ascomycota, Sordariomycetes, Glomerellales, Glomerellaceae. Bases 1 to 822 code for a protein of 273 amino acids. The record is from RefSeq and is a predicted model, not a curated record.
AUGUCUUCUACCCUGCUACGCCUUCUGGGCCUAGCCGGAGCUGCCCAGGCGGCAUGCUCCAAUCUUGUUAUCGAUAACUUCUCACGAUCUACCGUUUCCGGUAGCAACAACCUCGAUGCGUGGACCAGCGAAGACACUUCCAUGUCAAAGGUCGCCAUCAGCAAGGGCAUCCUUUCGUUCACUCCAAAGACAGACAGUUCCUCUUACUACUACGAGACUCUCGGCUGCGUCAAGGCGGCCACCCAAGGCUAUAAUGCCCUCUCUUUGACGGUCAAGGGACCUAAAGAUGCCUCCAUGAUGCUGGAGAUACAAACCAAGGCAUCUUGUGCAGAUGACAACUACAACAGCCAAUGGGUCCAGAUCAACGGGUUGACUGGCUCGACCCAAAACAUCUCUAUCGCGCUAUCAUCCUUCACAAACGCCAACUUGGACGCAGUCUCAGCCUUCGUCUGGUCAACCUAUUCCAACCACUACCACCACUGUUGGUUCUGUGUCGACUUCUCGCUCUGUUGCGGUUUCGUCUUCAACAAGCGCGGCGUCACUUACUGCUCGCGCUUCCUCUGGCACAACCUCAUCCUUCGCCACCUCGGUACGAUCGCCAAGCUCCACGACCAUGUCAGUUGUCCAAACGGGCCCAUCAUCUCGUACGUCUGCUUCCUCAUCCCGCCAAACCAAAUCUCCUUCAAGCUCUCGUACAUCGAACGCUUCUUCGUCAACCUCGCGCGCAGCUCCUUCGAGAUCGAUGUCUCUAACUUCCGUCUCAGUCUCUACUGUCCCCACCGCGUCCGGGUCAUCGAGCAUUCGCUCUUCGACUGUAUCUAG